This is a messenger RNA of Symbiodinium natans, 1428 nucleotides long. NCBI's taxonomy places the organism in Eukaryota, Dinophyceae, Suessiales, Symbiodiniaceae. The record is from the annotation of a GenBank genome assembly.
AUGUUCUGGCUGGCUGACAGGGAGAACUUCAAAAUUCGAAAGGAGUACGUGCAAGAUUGGCUGGCAGAAUGCCCGGAGCUGCUUUUGGUUGAACUAUUUGCGGGCAUUGCGGAGAGCCUCGUAACCAACUCUUGUGUUGCCUUGGCAAGCCUCCUCCUGGAAGUGAAGCAGACCACGAACAACACCAUGAUUGCCCGAUCUAUGCUGUCUACGGUCCAUGGUACCAUGAUUGGUCUUACUGCACCUAUGCGGGUGUACAUGGUUUUCUCACCCAAGCGCGGUUUUGCCUUGUGCCUCUUUGUGCCUCUUCUCGCGGUGAGGCAGCUGAAAGGGCCUGCGAAGAGCCUGCCAAGUUGUGAUGCAUGUGAGGUCCAGCACGUGUUGCAACAGAGGAGAGUGUUUGCCGUGGUUCUGUUCUACUUCAAGUGGACAGUGCGAUGCGAGUGGCAGGGCCCGUAUGGAUUGGUGAAGUUUCAGCUGUUUUUCGAGAAGCUCAGACAGCUGGGCCCUGAAGUCCCGCACGAGAGUCUCAUUCAGGCCAUGAGAGAAGUCGUCCUGGCGGAGGUGGAGCAGAAGGUGCAGGGUAAAGUCGAAGAGCUGUGGGCCAAGGGGAAGCAGGCAUUCAGCCAGGCGCAGCAGAAGCAGCGCGAGCAGAUGCAGCGAGUGCUGGAGGAGGUCGCGCAGUGCCAGGCGCGGCAGGUCUCCCUGGCGGCCGAGAACGAGCGCCUUCGUGAGGCACUCUGCACCCUUUCCUCCAAGUGCUCGUCAUUGCCUGGGUAUGUGCCAGACUCCCUGGCAUCACCAGGCAGCACGUUGGCGGGAACACCCCCACUGCAGGAGGAGCCGAGCUACCCGGCCCGCCCUUUCACGCCGAUCCCCUUCGCGCCAGUCGGCGAUUUCCCCUCCUACGCGGGCGAGGCAGUGCUGCCUGAAGUGCCCGUCAUGCCACUUCCUUCACCGGGAGUGGGAGCACCCGGCGCCCCGGCGCCAUUGUCGCUGGCGGAGGCUCUUGGCCCAGUCUCCACGACUCAGCGCACGCCCCUUUCACUGGCGGAGUCGCUGGUGCCCGAAAGCGAGGGUGGCUCGCCGCAGAGCCAGAUCACCACUUUCAGCGUGACCAUCACGAAGGCCGCCGACACUGAGCUUGGCCUGGAUGUGUCCCAUGAGCCCAGCGGCAACGUGCUGCGAGUGGAUGGAAUCCGGCAGGGCGCGGUGCAGGCCUGGAACCAGCAAUGCCUUGCAUCCUCGCUUCCCGAACAGGUCAUUGCUGUCGGCGAUAAGAUCACGUGCGUGAAUACGGUGGCCGGAGAUCCGGCGAAGAUGUUGAAGGCAUGCGUGUCGCAGCAGACUUUAAGCCUCGAAAUCGAGCGCGAGGAGUGGGGUGCUCAGGGCCGAAGCCACGGAGUUUGUCCCUCGUUCAGGCCUUGA